GAUUUCCCUUCCAUUCACGAAACUGUAACGCUUGUCUUUCAGCCCAAUCAGCCACCAAUCGGGCAUGGCCUAGGAUGCCUUUCAAUCAGCGUGACGAGGGCAGUUAUUUUCAUUGCCCCAUUGCUCCAGAGGUCGCUGUAGCACUAUUAUUGUUCUCCUCCUCUUCAUGUCGCUCUUACUCCCGCCAAAUACGAGACUCCUAAGAAAUCGCAUUCCCAUCAUUGCAUCAAUUUGAUCCGUGAUACGAUGCCGGGGCAAUUAUUGAGCCCACCGGACGAUGUGGCCACGGGCGAUCGGACCGAGGUCAAGUAUCGUCGCUAUCACCCCACGGGCUCCUGCUCGUAUGUGAACCAAUCCCAGGCCUUCCGUCUGAGUGGACGGGAUUUCCAGCGCCAAUACUUCCACAUCUACAGUCACCGCUUGCAAGCCAUGCGCGCCCGUUUGGAGCGUCAAUUGGCCCAGUCCCACCCGCAGGCCCGCGUGAUCUCCUUGUCGGAAUUGAGCGGGCACAAGCAACAAGAGGUCACGCUCAUCGGCACGCUCUACAAGCAUCAGGAGCUCAAGCCCAACAUCCUCCAGGAUCUGUCCGAGGACAAUGGGCUUCUGCCGCCACCCGUUCAUACCAAGUACAUCAGUCCCGAGGAUGACCUCAUCUUGGAGGACAACCUCCAACGCAUCCGACUCCGGGGAUCGCACAUCAAUGUGGCCCGCCUGGUGACGGGCGUGGUGUGCGCCGUGUGGGGCACCGAAAAGGAGUCGGGAAAACUCGAGGUCAACGACAUAGUGUUCCCUUCCGGGGUGGCGGCGGUGCCUCGACCCAUUCCCGAACACACCAGUUAUGUUGUUUUUGUGAGUGGUCUCGAGUUAGCCGAUCCCCAAGGGGCAUCCUUAUCGGCUUUCCAAUUAGCGGUGGAUUGGAUCAUCGGGGAGGCGGGGGAGAUGGAUGAGCAAAAGGAUAACGCCCAGAUUCAACGGGUCAUCAUCGCGGGCAAUUCAUUGGAUGAGAGCACCAAAGAUCGGGCGGAGAUGGCCAAAGCGAAAUACUUGACCAAAGAUGUGGCAGCCUCUUCAAUUGACGCCAUCAAGCAGUUGGAUGAUUUUCUCGUGCAAUUAGCUGGAUCCGUUGAUGUUGACAUUAUGCCCGGUGCCUUCGAUCCUGCUAACCAGACGUUGCCUCAACAACCUUUGCAUAAGUGCCUUUUUCCAGCAACCAACGUAUAUUCAACACUACAUUGCGUUACGAACCCCUAUCAAUUUGAGCUCGAAGGUACAGAGUGUCUGGGUCUCUCCGGUCAAAUCACCGACGACAUUAUUCGCAACAGCGAGCUCGAUUCCCCCUUGGACGUCAUGGAGAGUCUUCUCAGGUGGUCACAUCUGGCACCCACCUCGCCUGACACCUUGGGUUGUUUCCCAUACGCCAAGAAUGAUCCAUUCAUUCUCGAAAAAUCACCACACGUCAUGUUUUCCGGGAAUCAAAAUCUAUUCGAAAGCAGAGUGGUGGAUGUGAAUGGCUCUCCCGUCCAUCUAUUGAGUAUCCCACGAUUCAAGACCAGCCAUUCGGUUGUGGCCAUGAAUUUAAAGUCCUUGACCUUCGAGGAAAUUCAUUUUGACGCCUCCCUGACAUGCCCAUGGUUAAAAUGAAUUAAUUUACGUAUGAAUGACGAACCACAACCUCGGGUGCCAAAAGGCCAUCUUUAUUAUCUAACUUUUUGUUUACUUUCGCCCUGGUGGGUGUGGGAAAUAGAAGGGUGAGGGACAACGAC
Molecule: messenger RNA, 1763 nt
Organism: Tigriopus californicus
Lineage: Eukaryota; Metazoa; Arthropoda; Copepoda; Harpacticoida; Harpacticidae
Gene: PolD2
Product: DNA polymerase delta subunit 2-like
Exons: 4
Coding region: 247-1641 (464 amino acids)
Biological process (GO): DNA replication; DNA strand elongation involved in DNA replication
Cellular component (GO): delta DNA polymerase complex
Molecular function (GO): DNA binding
Source: RefSeq, a predicted model, not a curated record